This is a messenger RNA of Pseudoliparis swirei, 3220 nucleotides long. It is a transcript of the gene ppm1j, whose product is annotated as protein phosphatase, Mg2+/Mn2+ dependent, 1J. The transcript is spliced from 10 exons. Gene Ontology annotation, biological process: protein dephosphorylation. Bases 408 to 1931 code for a protein of 507 amino acids. The record is from RefSeq and is a predicted model, not a curated record. Lineage: Eukaryota; Metazoa; Chordata; Actinopteri; Perciformes; Liparidae. Gene Ontology annotation, molecular function: protein serine/threonine phosphatase activity.
UAAAUGUGCUGACUUGCAGAUGUGGUCCUGCUCGUGAGUCACUGCGAGUGAAGCAGCCGGUCGUUAUUCCCCUGUUGCAGUUUGCUGUUUUUUCGGAUGUGCGUGGUGUGUUCAGGGCCGGCUGCAUAUCUCUGUGAAGCCCAGCCUUCUGAGUGGAGUUAUCUGCCGGGAUCACAGCCUGCGCACCGCCAGCGAGAGCUUCAUCCACUUUGAAUGAGGAAAUCAUCGAGUCUGCCCGCAUGAGAGCUGUCAGAUUGGGUCGAGGAGAGGAACAACAACAACAACACACACACAAAACCGCUUCCUGAAAUGAUCCUCGCCGCUGCCGGUGUAUUGUUUUGGGGUUUCUUCUCUCUCGUGACAUCGCGUUUCAUUCCUCGUCCGGAUCUUUUUCGCAGUCGCUGCCGAUGAUGAUCAGCAAAGUGAAAAACGCGAUGUCCACUCUGGUGGGAGGGAUGAUGCCGCACGGACACCAUCACCAGAACCACCAGCACCACCACGGCCACAGCCACCACUCAGGCGGCGGUAGCAGCCAGACCUGCGGACCCGACAGCCUGCCGCCGCGCUUCCCCUACGGCCGGCCGGAUUUCUUGGACCUCACCCCGGAGCUCCUGCAGUACUCCACCGAGCACGCGUCACGGCCGGUGCUCACGUUAAAGAGAGACAGCCGGCUCUCCUGGCGGACGGGAUACGCAGAGGUGAUCAAUGCGGGGAAGAGCAUGCUGAACGAGGACCAGGCCUCUUGCGAGAAGGUGUUCGUGAAGAAGCCGAGUGGCAAACAUCGGAACGCGUCGAUACUGGAGGACAACGGGGACGGUACAGGAAUCCCUCUCCACUUUUGGGGCGUGUUUGAUGGACAUGCCGGUUCCGGAGCCGCCAUCAUGGCCUCCAAGCUCCUCCACCGCCUCAUCCGAGACCGUUUGGGAGAGAUCUGUCACCUGCUGGAGAACCCCUCCAGUGCGCCACCGAUCUGCCUCGCCAAGAACGGCACUGCGUACCAAGCGGACGGGAAGAAGGGGGCCGCACAGGGCCCAGAGGGCCCCGAUGCUGUGCCCGACUCCUCGGUGCGCUUCCACAUGGAGAAGGCCGUCAGUUUGGAGAACCUCGUGACGGGCGUCAUAGAGACCGCCUUCACACAGAUGGAUGACCUCAUUGAAAAGGAGAAAACAUCCUAUGCCAUCUCUGGUGGAUGUUGUGCCUUAGCUGCCAUUCAUUUAAUGGGGAAACUCUAUCUUGCCAAUGCUGGGGAUAGCAGGGCCAUAAUCAUACGAAAUAAUGAAGUUAUUCCGAUGACGAAUGAAUUCACACCGGAGUCCGAGAGACAGCGGCUACAGUAUCUGGGCUUCCUGAGGCCAGAGCUCCUGGGUAAUGAGUUCACUCACAUUGAGUUCCCUCGUAGGAUCCAGCACAGCGAGCUGGGAAAAAAGAUGCUCUACAGAGACCACACCAUGACGGGCUGGGCUUAUAAAAUGAUUGUUGAAGAUGAUCUGAAAUUCCCCCUGAUAUAUGGAGAGGGUAAAAAGGCCCGCGUCAUGGCGACAAUCGGAGUGACCCGUGGGCUGGGAGAUCACGAGCUGAAGGUGUACAACUCCAACAUCUACAUCAAGCCCUUCCUGUCAUGCGUCCCCGAGGUGAAGGUUUACGACGUGGAUGACAACAAACACGGCCCAGACGACGUCUUGGUCAUGGGCACAGAUGGAUUGUGGGACGUAACAACGGACAUGGAAGUGGCGGACGCUGUGUCAGCCUACUUGUCUGACUGUGACCCCUCUGAUCCCAUGAGGUACACCCUGGCCGCCCAGGACCUGCUGAUGAGGUCACGAGGCGUGCUGAAAGAGCGCGGCUGGCGGCUACCCAACGAAAGACUGGGCUCAGGCGAUGACAUCACUGUGUUUGUGAUCCCACUGGCGAGGCAGGAGCCAGAGACAUGACAAGGUGUCGCAGCGACCGCUGUGACAGGGAUGCCGCCUUCAGGGUCCCUUCCCACGGUCCCUCCGAGCUCCCUGAACCCUCGAUCGACCGGCGAGAGAGAAAAAAAGCACCUUUGUCAUCGGAGAGACUCGGGCCUGAGGAGCAUCUUCACCAACCAGGACUGCACCCAGUCCAAGCCGCUUCUCUUUAGCCAAACCCAGGAUAAUUUUUUUUUAGUUGUCAUGUAACAAAAAUAUUUUCGGUGACAUCAUAAGAGAAGUCACACUCUUCCUUCCUGCAGACCUGCUGUUCGUGACGGUCGCCAGUGACAAUUAAACCCUCUUGUAGUAUAAGUUUCCUGUUUAUGUUCAAUCUCUUCAAUCCUGUGAAUGGAUUGUUCAUGUUCAAGUCAUACCAUGAAUGGGACUUCCUUUUGUAAAGAAAGAAAGAGAAAGAAAAGAAGAAGAAGGGGGGGGGGAAAAGGCCUCUCGCAGUUUCACAAUCCAUUUGGGGGAUUACAGUAAAGAACGGGAGGAAACCAAAGAGAUGUCGCUAUGGCACGAAGUUGGAAAUCUUUUUAAAAAUUCAAAAAAGAUAAAAGAUAAACAAACAAAAAAAUACAUUAGAUUCAUGUCUGUACAAUGCCGACGCAUGUAGGAAGUACAAACAGUGGAAUGGACCUUUUUUUAGCACUGGACUCGAACAGAAUCAGUCGAGUCUGUGUCGCCGUACUUCCUGUGUUACUUAAUGAUGAAUGAAUGGCGACACCUUUGCACUUGAAGGCUGCUGCACAUGCUCCGUGUUAGCCUGUUGGUUUGUAAUAUCUUCCUCAUGAAUGUGCUUAUAACGAUUUGCUUUAUUUUUGUCUUUACAUUUUAACAAAAGAAAGGUUACACUUGUGUUCAGUAAAAGAGGAUAUGAAGGAAAAGGAGCAUUUGUUUAAUUUAACAACAUGUUUUUGUGUUGUUUAAAAAAAACUCUAAUAGGAGAAAGUAAUCUGUUUUCAGUAAACGUCUCGGUAUAGUAAGAUGUGAUAAACUUCACACGUAUGGCUUAUUAAUUAAGAGAUUAAGGGUUUUGUAGAAGACCAGUGUAUGCCCUUAAAUGUACCAUAUACCUCUUUUUUUAUCAUCAUUGUUAUGUUAUUUAGAUUAACCAUAUAUUUUUGAAGACAACAUGUUUGUAAGCAGUAUCAGAAGUUUUAUUUUUAUGUUUCUAUCCAUUAACUGUGCAUUUAGAGAGAUGGUGUGUAUAUGAGGUAGAGGGAUAAUGUGUAUCAGCUUGGAAAUAAAUCAGAUUUUUCCCAUUU